This is a messenger RNA of Neogale vison (American mink), 3417 nucleotides long. RefSeq names its product inhibitor of nuclear factor kappa B kinase subunit beta (gene IKBKB). The record is from RefSeq and is a predicted model, not a curated record. Gene Ontology annotation, cellular component: cytoplasm; IkappaB kinase complex. Gene Ontology annotation, biological process: positive regulation of transcription by RNA polymerase II; tumor necrosis factor-mediated signaling pathway; peptidyl-serine phosphorylation. Lineage: Eukaryota; Metazoa; Chordata; Mammalia; Carnivora; Mustelidae. Bases 172 to 2487 code for a protein of 771 amino acids. Gene Ontology annotation, molecular function: ATP binding; IkappaB kinase activity. The transcript is spliced from 21 exons.
AAGUGUUUGAGGAAGUCGCGCUGGGCCGGCAGGUUUAAGAUUCCCGCAUUUUAAUGUCUGCGGGGAGGUGCCAGAGCCCCCGGUUUCGCCGCCCCAGCCCCCGCCUCCCCCUCCUGGGGGAGCGGCUCCCCUGCCCCGCACCCCUGCCAACAGAGUUAGCACGGCAUCAGUAUGAGCUGGUCACCUUCUCUGCCAACCCAGACGUGUGGGGCCUGGGAGAUGAAAGAACGACUCGGGACGGGGGGAUUUGGAAAUGUCAUCCGAUGGCACAAUCAGGAAACAGGUGAGCAGAUUGCUAUCAAGCAGUGCCGGCAGGAGCUCAGCCCCCGGAAUCGAGAGCGGUGGUGCCUGGAGAUCCAGAUCAUGAGAAGGCUGAACCACCCCAAUGUGGUGGCUGCCCGGGACGUCCCCGAGGGGAUGCAGAGUUUGGCUCCCAAUGACUUGCCCCUGCUGGCCAUGGAGUACUGCCAGGGAGGAGAUCUCCGCAAGUACCUGAACCAGUUUGAGAACUGCUGUGGCCUGCGGGAAGGACCCAUCCUCACCUUGCUGAGUGACAUUGCCUCUGCACUUAGAUACCUUCAUGAAAACAGAAUCAUCCAUCGGGAUCUAAAGCCAGAAAACAUCGUCCUGCAGCAAGGAGAGCAAAGAUUAAUACACAAAAUUAUUGACCUAGGAUAUGCCAAGGAACUGGAUCAGGGCAGUCUUUGUACUUCCUUUGUGGGCACCCUGCAGUACUUGGCCCCAGAGCUCCUGGAGCAGCAGAAGUACACGGUGACCGUGGACUACUGGAGCUUCGGCACCUUGGCUUUCGAGUGCAUCACCGGCUUCCGCCCUUUUCUCCCUAACUGGCAGCCCGUGCAGUGGCACUCCAAAGUCCGGCAGAAGAGUGAGAUGGACAUCGUUGUCAGUGAGGACCUGAACGGAGCCGUGAAGUUUUCAAGCUCCUUACCCUACCCCAAUAAUCUCAACAGCAUCCUGGCACAGCGACUGGAGAAGUGGCUGCAGCUGAUGCUGAUGUGGCAUCCACGACAGAGGGGCACUGAUCCUGUGUACGGGCCCAAUGGCUGCUUCAAGGCCCUGGAUGACAUCUUAAACCUGAAGCUGGUUCAUAUCUUGAACAUGGUCACAGGCAUCAUUCACACCUAUCCAGUGACAGAGGACGAGAGUCUGCAGAGCUUGCAGGCCAGAAUCCAGCAGGACACAGGAAUCCCGGAGAAGGACCAGGAGCUGCUGCAGGAAGCUGGGCUGGCGCUGAUCCCUGACAAGCCUGCCGCUCAGUGUAUUUCAGACGGCAAGCUGAAUGAGGGCCGCACGCUGGACAUGGAUCUUGUCUUUCUCUUUGACAAUAGUAAAAUCGCCUAUGAGACUCAGAUCUCCCCCCGGCCCCAACCUGAAAGCGUCAGCUGUAUCCUUCAAGAGCCCAAGAGGAACCUGUCUUUCUUCCAGCUGAGGAAGGUGUGGGGCCAGGUCUGGCACAGCAUCCAAACCCUGAAGGAGGACUGUAACCGGCUGCAGCAGGGACAGCGAGCUGCCAUGAUGAAUCUCCUUCGGAAUAAUAGCUGCCUCUCCAAGAUGAAGAAUUCUAUGGCUUCCAUGUCUCAGCAGCUCAAAGCCAAGUUGGACUUCUUUAAAACCAGCAUCCAGAUUGACCUGGAGAAGUACAGUGAGCAAACGGAGUUUGGGAUCACGUCAGAUAAGCUGCUGCUGGCCUGGAGGGAAAUGGAACAGGCUGUGGAGCUCUGUGGGCGGGAGAAUGAGGUGAGGCUCCUGGUGGAGCGGAUGAUGGCGCUCCAGACUGACAUCGUGGACCUGCAGAGGAGCCCCAUGGGGCGGAAGCAGGGCGGCACGCUGGACGACCUAGAAGAGCAGGCAAGGGAGCUUUAUAGGAGGCUUCGGGAGAAACCCAGAGACCAGCGAACAGAUGGCGACAGUCAGGAGAUGGUCCGGCUGCUCCUCCAGGCCAUCCAAGGCUUUGAGAAGAAAGUGAGAGUGAUUUAUACGCAGCUCAGUAAAACUGUGGUAUGCAAGCAGAAGGCUCUGGAAUUGUUGCCCAAGGUGGAAGAGGUGGUGAGUUUAAUGAAUGAAGAUGAGAAGACCGUUGUCCGGCUUCAGGAGAAGCGGCAGAAGGAACUCUGGAAUCUUCUGAAGAUCGCUUGUAGCAAAGUCCGUGGUCCUGUCAGUGGAAGCCCAGACAGCAUGAAUGCUUCUCGCCUCAGUCACUCGGGUCAGCUGCUGUCUCAGCCUUCUGCUGCCCCCAACAGCUUACCCGAGGCCAUCAAGAAAAGUGGAGAGCUGGUGACUGAAGCGCACACCCUGUGUUCGCAGCUAGAACAUGCAAUGCAAGACACCAUCAAAGAACAGGACCAGAGUUUGAGGGUAACCGGCUGCGUAAAUCCCCACUAUUCCGUGUCCGUCUUUUCCCCGGCAAACCAGAAAAAGAAAACGGAAAGGCAAUCCAGCGUGUCCUCCGUCUCAGUCUAUGCUUAACAACUUCCUAGUACAUGUUAUUACAGCGAUGCUAACAAUUACUGAAGGGGGACAGGCACUUGGUGUGCAGUAUUUCAUUUAACCCUUGCAACACUCCAUUUUCAUGAGGGAGGUGACGUCAUUCUGAGAAGGUCUUUCUCUCCCUGCUGAGUGUCUGUGUGUGGGGAGUACUGUGCGAGACUCGGGGGACAGGGCCACACCCUGUCACAGCACCCCCUCUCAGGGGGCUUAGCAGUAGGUAGUACUAGUUCCAGGGAAGCCAGCCUGACAAAAAGUGAGUCAAGACACAAGUACAUUUUAAGGCAAAGCUUACGUUGCUGAGAGAACCCGAAGUCAUUCCUCAGCUUUUGAAAGGCCCUUUCCUGCCAAGACCGUGACCUGCUAGCUUCCCCCUGACUUCUCAGUUGUCAGAGGAAUCAGACGGGACACCACUGGUGAUUGUAAUCACUUCUUACUUAUUCGGGUGUCCAUCUCCGGUGAGGGGCUUUCUCUGUUCUGCGUCGCUGUGUGUCCUCCUCCUGACGGCAUAUUUUGAGCAUUUCACGGCCGAGGGGCACUCUGCCAGAGGAAAAGGAAGUCUCAUCCGGCCGUUUCAUCUGGUAGCGUUGGAAAUGGGUGGCUGAGGGAGCUCUCAGAGCCACCUACCCACAGCGAGCAUAAGUAAGUGCUGUGAGCCGCCGGUAAUACUGAAACUCCCCGUCUAGUUUCCGUGGUCACAGCAUCUGAGGGACUUCUCACUAGGCCAAGGGAAAGUUCCUGUAUGGUUUUGAAAACGUAGGUUUAGCCCAAGAGUAGCCGUUAAUAACAAAAUUACUCUUAAUGAGAGGAUUGAAAUUUCCCUGUAAAUUAUGCUGAUCUAAACUGUGCUGUCCCGAGGAAGACAAACAACCCGGGGUGUAGUGGUGGCCCCUGUAUUUUUAACGUGCCUGU